Messenger RNA from Coniophora puteana RWD-64-598 SS2, 1932 nucleotides. RefSeq lists its product as uncharacterized. The record is from RefSeq and is a predicted model, not a curated record. The transcript is spliced from 10 exons. The coding region runs from base 1 to 1932 and encodes 643 amino acids. NCBI's taxonomy places the organism in Eukaryota, Fungi, Basidiomycota, Agaricomycetes, Boletales, Coniophoraceae.
AUGUCCCGUCGCAAACGCAGUCCCACCCCCGCUCCAUCUCGUUCCCCCUCCCGUCCUCGCUCUGCUUCCCCUCACCAUCGCCGAAUUGUCAAAAAACGUCACUUAGACAAGUCAGAGCCAUCUUCUGGCACGUCUCAUGGCCGCCGCUCAUCACCUCCACCACCCAAGAAGGCCAAAAACAGCCACCAGAGCGAAGAAACCUCUCGCUCUGACCUAGUCUUGUCUAAAAGACUGUCAAAGGAGUGCAUUCACUUCGCACAGUUCAUCACACGGAGUGGAGGUUUGUUCUCCAGGGUUGAAGAGAUCCUUCAUAUCGCUGUCGAUCGAGCGCUCUGCAGGGAGUUUGAGGACUACACCACCACCCUACCGCCUCAUCUCAAGGAAAAGGAGAGGCGCAUGACUGCUGAGGCGCGUGCAUGGCACGACAUGAUAUAUGCACACAUCAAGGACAACUGCCCGCUCUUCUACGAUCUCAUUCGUACCGAUGGGAGGCGUGAUGAACUUUUCAAGCGUAUCGAUGAGAUGCAGUCAAUUGCUUCUGAGACGCGGUCGAACGAUUUCAACGGCUUCAAAGAGUAUCUUGGUCGUUAUGCUGUCGCUGACAUUGAUUCACAGAAGGUUCUCGAGCCCUUUGUUGGCAAAGGUACGAAGCGCAGGACCAUGGGCUUUAAUCAUGACGAUCUCGCCCCUCUCCUGUGUCCCAUCACUCACAUUGACGAGUACUUGGCCAAUCGUGAUGGAACGCAGGCCAAACUUAAAAAUGGCAAGAUCAAGGUCACGCACAGGGACCUGCCCGCGUUUACCUAUGCAGGCGACACUCCCGGCGAGGACUUCAACCCGUCAAACGUCAAGGAGGGAAUAUUUGGUGGCUACAUGCUCGAACGUUAUGCAAAGCAUCUGUUCGUUGCCCCGAGCGCAGCCACAGAGAGCGAGCCUGUGCCCCUUACCAACCGCAGCAAUGCCGUGUUGAUGCGCUGCCCCCAGAUCAUUCCCGAACACCUUGCAUAUCUCACAAUUGCGAUACGGGGGGCCGCAACGUCUCAGGGAAAGUGGGGCGCCAAAGCAGAUGUGUCAUAUAACUGGCAGGCGGCGCACGGUCACAUCCUCAAGAUGGUUCGCCUCCCGAAGUUCAAGCGUGUCAUUGAUAAGGCUGUCCGCAGUCUGAACAAGAAGGUAUUCGGACAUGAGGAUGGUGCUAAGAGCCUCGACGUCGACUCUGACGACUCUGACGACGAGUCAGACAGCGAGAACGUCUUCUCACUCCUGGAUGCUCAGCUCAGAGCGUCCGCAGACUCUGGCGAUGACAGUGACAGCGACAAGACUGCUUCACGGGCCAAGCAUUCAGACGUCACCCUGCAGAUCCAGGACACUGAAACUGCACAUUUUGAGCAUUGCUCCUCAACCUCUCCCCCGCCUCGACGUGCAACGUCAGUGUUUGAUGAGUACGAGUACGAUGAGGAACAAGAAACCGAGCCUACAUCUCUGCCAUCGAGCGUCUGCUCGCAGUACUCUCGCAGAAAUGAGCGCUCGCCCACACAGACCGCGAACGUCGAGCGCAGCAAAGGUAAAGCUCGCGAGGUUGAGGCUCCCCGUGCCGAGGUGGAAGACGACUCGGUGACACAGCACAUCCGGCCCAACCCCAAGCAGUACCAGAGCAAGACUGGUGCCCUUGAUGCACGCAAGGCCAUGUCACCCUCUCAAGACCAUCGCAAGUCUGCCAAGGGUCCCGGUCAAUCAUCAAAGCAUGUUAUCCCUUCGAUGCCCACUCGCCGCUCCAGCAGACGCACUGCCAAAUCGCCACCUCCCCCAGCGCAUCGUGAUGCGCCAUCAAACCUCUUCAAUGAUGACGAGGAUCUGACGGAACCUGAGGACGAGGCGCUGCCCCCUCCCGCACCAAAGAAGGUCAAGAAGUCGACGAGGUCUCGACAGUAA